GGUUGGGUCGGGUGAGGUCGGAUGGGAUCUAUGGGAUGUAUUGAUGUACAUGUGGAUAAGGCGAACUUCGUGAUUGAAUGUUGAACUGCUUGAAGUUCAACAAGAGCUCGCUCGAUCACUUCCGCCAUGAUUUCAACAGGAGCUCGCUCGAUCACUUCCGCAAUCUCCGGUCUUCCUCCGAUAACGGCCAACGCCACCUCGACAGCGCUCCCGCUAAACAAACCGGAACAGCCACAACUCCAGCACUCUCUGACUGGAACUAAAACUACUCGACGAAAUGCUGCUUUAAUCUCACUCAUCGCUCCUCUCGUUCCCUCCCUCUGUCAACCCGCUCCCGCUACAGCUUUCUCCAUCGGCAUCUCAGGACCAAAGGACUGGUUGAGGGAGCAGAAGAAGAAGGCUUCUAAGUUCAUCUUGGCUCCAAUUGAUGCAUCCCGAGAGAGUCUCCGCACUGCGUAUCGUCUACUAACGAAAAAUGCUUCUGGAUAUCCGAAGGACUUGGAAGAGAUUCAGAAUCUGCUUAGGUCAGCCGCGAGGGAUUGCGUUCCACAGGAGAGGAAUUCAUUCGUUUCCUUUCAAGCUAAUACAGGAAUCGAGGUUUGCACAUUCCGUCUGAUUGUGAAGAAUGCAUCUUCAUUACUUGACAAUGCUAGUCCUGUAAAACUCAAGGCUGAAGCCAUGUUAGGUGAUCUUAUAAGAUCUUUUACCUCACUUAAUGAGGCAGCAAACAACAUGGACAUUCAACUGGCGUCUGACAGACAGAAGGUGGCAGAUGAACUCAUGGGUACCAUGUACUCUCUUGACAAAUUUGAGCAGUCUGUAAGAGAUUGCCUUGAAAUCUGAUCAUUUACUCUUUCCUUCCCUAAAAAGAAUUUUCAGCAUAUUUUGUGCCUUGAAGGUGUCACAGAUGCCAAUCUACAAUGUCAAUGGAGUAUUUGUGGAAGGUUCUCCUUCACUCACAAACCUUUUUGUAUCAUCAUGCCCAGUGUAAUUUAUAAUUAAGUCACUGCUGCUGCAGAGUCCUACUUGUUCGGUUGUUCCAUUCUUCUGUUUGUUUUUCCUUCUUUUAUGCGCAAUAUUUAUCACUUUAUUGAAAAGAACUCAGUGUUGGUUAUUCAUCCUGUAGUAGGUAUGGUUUGCCAUUUUGUAUUUGUUUCUUUUGCAUUCUUAUUAUGGUGAUCAAGAUACAGCUGCAUGAAUUAACUUUCCCUUUACCAUUGGCCAUUUCAGAGAUUUGUCUUACAUGACUGAAUGCAUGUAAGACCCUCCUGGUGCCUUUUUCGGGUACAUUAUGCUCAUUCUCAAGUUUAAGUACAAUGCCUAUAUGAAUUGCAAAUUGGUGGAGAUCCCUCAGCCUCAAGUUCAACUUUGAGGGGCCAUUACUUGGUGAAAUGGUAAAAUUUCAGGCUAACAAGCAUGAGAACACAAGACUGGGAUCUGAGAGCAGUCACUUUGUGAACAAUGGCCAAAGAUAAGGUGUCCACCCCUCCCAAGACUCCAGAUAUCAAGGACAGACAUUGGGCAAUGGCCUCUAAAUCAACUUUGAUUUUUUUGAUACAAGUCAACUUUGAUUUAAACUCUUAAGAGUUCAACUAUGGUGCAUUUACAGAUAUUUGUUAUAUGUUAAAUUGAGAUUUUAACCAAUUAUGUUAAAGAUGUCACAUGAUCUAUUUACUUUUCAUUGGUUCAUAUUUCACAAUGUAAACUUACCAUCAAGAAUAACAACGUUAAAGAUGUCAGUUGUAAUGUGUCAUUUUA
Nelumbo nucifera (sacred lotus) is the source of this 1758-nucleotide messenger RNA. Its product is annotated as plasma membrane fusion protein. The record is from RefSeq and is a predicted model, not a curated record. Gene Ontology annotation, cellular component: chloroplast. NCBI's taxonomy places the organism in Eukaryota, Viridiplantae, Streptophyta, Magnoliopsida, Proteales, Nelumbonaceae.